CCGGCAAAGACAGCCAGGACAAAAAAAGGAAUCAUAUUAAAGGGCUUCUUGUUGCAGCAACUGAUUGUGAACCUCAGUACAUAAUUCGUCUCUUGCAGUCAAAAAUGCGAAUUGGCUUGGCCGAGAAAACUGUUCUUGUUGCUCUUGGGCAGGCUGCUAUGCAUUCUGCAACGCUUCCUGCUCCACCUUCACAAAUUCAGUCCCCUCUUGAAGAGGCUGCAAAAAUCAUGAAACAAGUCUAUUCAGUUCUUCCUAUAUACGAUAAGAUUGUGCCAGCUCUUCUUAGUGUUGGAGUGUGGAAGCUUUCAGAGGCAUGCAACUUCUCUUUGGGUGUACCUGUUGGUCCUAUGUUAGCUAAACCAACAAAAUCUGUCUCGGAGAUCCUUGAUAAAUUCCAGGGCAUGGAAUUCACCUCUGAAUACAAAUAUGAUGGUGAACGUGCUCAGAUACACUAUAUGGAGGAUGGCUCAGUUGAAAUAUACAGUCGUAAUGCUGAGCGAAAUACGGGAAAGUAUCCUGAUGUUGUCAAUUGUAUAUCAAGAAUCAUGAAACCUACUGUUAAAUCCUUUGUUCUGGAUUGUGAAAUUGUUGCCUAUGACCGCGUGAAGAAGAAAAUUUUGCCUUUCCAGGUCCUCAGCACUCGAGCUCGCAAGGGAGUUAUCUUAAGUGAUAUUAAAGUUGCAGUAUGCAUCUAUGCCUUUGAUAUACUGUACAUAAAUGGGCAACCCCUUCUUCAAGAGCAACUCAAACUUCGCAGGGAGCACCUAUACAAUUCAUUUGAGGAACUUCCUGGAGAGUUUCAGUUUGCAACAACAAUUACAUCUAAUGACCUUGAGGAAAUACAGAAAUUCCUUGAUGAUGCUGUCAGUGCCAGUUGUGAAGGGUUAAUUAUCAAGACCCUUGGCAAAGAUGCUACAUAUGAGCCUUCAAAGCGUUCAAACAAUUGGUUGAAAUUGAAGAAGGACUACAUGGACAGUAUUGGAGAUUCCUUUGAUUUGGUUCCCAUUGCAGCAUUCCAUGGUCGUGGAAAACGCACAGGCGUUUAUGGUUCCUUUCUUCUUGCUUGCUAUGAUGAACACAAUGAGGAGUAUCAAAGCAUAUGUAAUAUAGGUACUGGAUUUUCUGAACAACAGCUGGAAGAGUGUUCCAAAAACCUUCGUGGUAAAAUAAUUCUUAAGCCAAAGCCAUACUAUCGAUAUGCUGAUUCGGCGAAUCCAGAUGUGUGGUUUGAACCAGCAGAGGUCUGGGAGGUAAAGGCGGCUGACUUGAGCAUAAGUCCUGUUCAUCGUGCUGCUAAUGGCAUAGUGGAUCCAAAUAAGGGUAUUUCUCUUCGGUUUCCUCGUUUAUUAAGAGUCCGUGACGACAAGAACCCAGAUCAAGCCACAACAUCUGAUCAGGUUGCUGAUAUGUACCGUGCUCAGAAGAUCAACCAUACAAACCAUCAAGAGGAAGAGGAUGAUGAUUAAUUAUACUGAUUGACAUUUCACUGAUGAAUCAUGCGAGGUUAGCAAGGCUAAUUGCAACAUUCUACAUGGCGUUGGCUGCUGGUGAUAACUGCAAUAUUUUUCAGGUGUCAUUCUGGAAUGACAAUUUAUGGCUAGUGCCUUGAUAUAUGAAGAACAAAGUAAUCAGUCUGAUACUAAAGUACGCUGGCUCAGGUAAACAGUUCAUGACAUCUGAUAUGGGAAAUUCUCUGAUUAUUAUGUGAUAUAUGGCUUGCUUGUCCGCAGUUGAUGUAUAGAUAUUCCUAUACUCUCCUACUAUUCUAUUAUCUUUUUAUAUACCUUUUUUUAAUCUCGUUCAUCAGCCUCCAUUAUGCUAGUAUGAAAUUCAGUUGUUUUCUUUUAAUAUCAAGGACUUCUUUGUGAUAAUCACAGAUGCAAAAGAUUUUUCAUGUCUGGGUUUUAACAUAUUAUAAUUUGAAGUUAGCCUUAAUUUGCAAUCAAA
Molecule: messenger RNA, 1947 nt
Organism: Asparagus officinalis (garden asparagus)
Lineage: Eukaryota; Viridiplantae; Streptophyta; Magnoliopsida; Asparagales; Asparagaceae
Product: DNA ligase 1-like
Exons: 15
Coding region: 105-1466 (453 amino acids)
Biological process (GO): DNA recombination; DNA biosynthetic process; lagging strand elongation
Cellular component (GO): mitochondrion; nucleus
Molecular function (GO): DNA binding; DNA ligase (ATP) activity; ATP binding
Source: RefSeq, a predicted model, not a curated record